CAAUCUUGUAUUUUGUAAGUCCGUUGCUGUGUUAGUUAAUACUUGCUGUUGAUGUUUUAAUGAACCGAAAUUAUGUUCUGGAUAUUAAGAAAUAAUUAUUAACUUAAAUAUAAUAUUGGUUUAUGCGUGUAUGUGUUCAUAAAAGAACCAUGGAUAACAAGAUAGAAUCAAAAUUUGAUCCGAACGAAGUACAAAUAUGUAAAUCUUACUCUGCAGUGAACAGUAGAAUAACUAAUUUCUUAAAAAGAAAAAGAGAAGAAAGUAACGACAUAAAUACCAGAGUGUAUUGUAGUUUAGUUUCUAGUUCUGAUUCAUCCAGAACUUGUUCUACAAUAGCAGCUAAACGUCAGAUAGGAUCAGAAUCCUUUGUAAAAAAUAGCAAAGUGGUUAAUCAUUCAGGUCCACAGUGUAAUGGUGGUUUGGAUCCAGCUAGUCAAAACAGCUAUAAAUUGUCAAGUAAUGAAAAUUCUAUAGGACAAAAACCAGACGUAUAUGAAAGAAUAUCAAAUUUAGAGAAAUGUUUGAACUUUAAAAAUGAUAAUGACAUUGAUAUUUAUAAAAAACUCAAGUCGAUUGAAGAUCAUGUACUAAAAUUAGAAAAUAUGUUAUUAAAUACUGGAAAGUUUUCAUUAUCAAGUAUUUGUUCAAAUGAUAAUCAACCUAUGGAAAUCGUAAACCACAAUUUAAAGAUCGAUAUUAAUAAUAUACAGGACAAACUGGGCACUAAGGACAAUUUAAUGAAUGAAGACAAAUCUUCUAGUGUAUUACCUACUAAGUCUAAGUAUAGUGCUGAAGAAAUCCAUAAACUCAUCAUAAGUAUCAAGAAUAAUGAUGGUAAAACAAAUUAAUUUUGAACUUAAUUAUAAUUAAGCAUACAAGUAAUUUAUUCGAAAGAAAAAAACAAUAAUUG
Molecule: messenger RNA, 910 nt
Organism: Sipha flava (yellow sugarcane aphid)
Lineage: Eukaryota; Metazoa; Arthropoda; Insecta; Hemiptera; Aphididae
Exons: 5
Coding region: 123-848 (241 amino acids)
Source: RefSeq, a predicted model, not a curated record